AUGUGUAAUAAAGUAGCGUAUGAAGCUAUUAAUAUUCAUGAAAUACCGAUGAAAGUAAUUGCUGAUUACAUGUUGACUGUUCAGCAGCACAUCACUAAUAUUAAUGUGAAAUUAAAUAGUGAACAACGAAACGAGAAAUGUAUUAAAGAAAUGAUAUUUAAACAUGAUAAUUUUGAAAAAAUUUUACCAGAAAAUAUAAAAGGAUUAAAAUUUAUUCAAGAAAAUAUAACUAGCCAAUGUGUUUCUUCUUUAAGUGGCACAAUACGGAAACAAUAUACUUUUCACAUACUCGAUUUUGAAAAAAAAAAUAAUACGAAAAUAGUUGAGUUUAAUGCAAUGUUAGAUAAUCUUACUCAAUAUUAUGGACUUAAUCGAGUAAUUCAAAUCUGUCAGUUAGUAGAAGAUUUUGUAUUUUCAAUAGCUCAAUUUAAUGGAUUUAGAAGCUGGUACAGUAAUGAAAAAUCUAAUGUUGAAUUAGCUCGUAUAUUAAUUCGUAUAGCAAAUCUAUAUUAUAAUUGCUCUGCUAUUGUUGCUACUCAAUUAUAUCCUGAUGAAACUUAUGUUCAUGUUGGAAAUGCAAAUGGAUCAUGGAAAAAAGAUCCAAACAUGAAUGUCUACGUUAAAGAAAAUUAUUCUUUCAUACCAUUGAAGGGUCGUUUAUUCAAAAAUGGUCAUCCUAUGACAGGUUUACCCAAUCAAAUUAUUAGUCAUCCACAUUAUAAUGAACAUUUUGGAACACAAAAUUUUCCUGUAGAAGUUAUUGAUAAAAAUGUUUUCGGACACCGAUUGCAUUGUUAUCAAAUAAAAAGUACAGGAUCUGUAGACAUUCGACUUAGUUCUCUGGGGAAUGAUAAAAUUUGGAUUGAAGAUAAAAACCAGACGACAUUUUCUCGAAUCGAAGAUGAAAAUUAUAUUUUAGCAUUAAAAACCAGAGAGCAAGACAGUGAACCAGUCAUGAUUUAUCUACCAAGACUAAAUUUAAAAUUUAAAAUUGAAGAUGCAAAAAUAAUAUCAGAAGAUUUUAAAGAUUAUCGUCUAAGUGAAGAUCAACAUAUUAAUACAUUGUUUGGAUUAUCACAGUAUUUAGUAAUUGAACGAGAUAUUCAAACUUUGGAUAUCGAAGACACUAGUGAUUUUAACAAAGAAAGUUUUUCUGAUUUUUUAGCAUAUUUAUUUUUGGAAGCAUCUGAGGAUAAUAAAGUUUUAUCGUCAAAUAAAUCUGAGGAUGAUGAAUUUAUAUCUUUAAAUAAAUCUGAGGAUGAUGAAUUUAUAUCUUUAAAUAAAUCUGAGGAUGAUGAAGUUUUUAUAAGAAUGCUUUACAUAGUUUCUAUCUUUCCAAAAGACUUUAAAUCUUUACCGGAAUUUUUAUUAUUUGAAUUAGAUAAAAAGAAGACUAGACAAAGCUAUGGCUUUCAUAGUGAUUUGAUGAAAUUUAUUGAAAGUGAUAUUUCAAAUAUUCAUAAUCUUGAUGAUACUACUAUUCAGAAAAUUAAAAGUUCCAUCUGGCCUGUCUUGAACAGCGACUACCUUAAUGCAGAACAACAAUCGAAAUUUAGUGUAACAGAUUUAGGACAUCCAGAAUUUCAACAAGAGUUUCAAGAUAUUGAAAAUCAGAUUAAUAAAGGCUACUCCUAUACUAAGGUCAAUGAAAAUAGUUUACAUUUAGAAUGGAAAGUGAAAAGUAUUGAUAUACAAGAACAUUACACAAAUCUGAAAAAAAUUAUUGAUAUUAAAUCUUAUUAUCCCGAGAGGAUACAUUUUCCUCUCGAUCCUAAAACACUUCCUGAGGAUUCUGAUGUUAGGAAAACAUUUUCCGGUCCAUAUGGGAAAACAUUUAUUCAUGAUUUAGAAGAAAGUUAUGGACAACAAUCCUCUAUUGUAAAAAUUAACGAAAAUUACUUUUACUUGACAAUAAAAGAACCAAAAAAAGGUAUUGAUCUUUUACAAGAUUUAGAAUAUGAUUAUAAAAAGGAAUUUUCUUACUUAGAAAAUAGCUUGAAAGAAAUUCAAAAUGAUUUGUUCGUAGAUGUAGAACAAUGGAUUUUAGAUGAAAAAUCACAGGAAUAUAUCCUUGAUAGUGAACGAGAAAACUUCAAAAGUUUGAAACUCAAAUUAAAAGAGGAAUGUGAGAAAAUUAAUGAUGAACUCAUCAAACGAAAUAUUCUGACAGAGUCACUUGAAUUAGAAUCGCUUAAACAACUCUUAGAAAGAUGUAAAAAUAAUACAAAUCUCAAACGUGAAGCUAAAAAAUGGUGUAGAAAUUUAGAAGAUAUUGAGGAAGAAAAAGAAAAUUUUCUGCUCGAAAAUAAUAAUUUGUUUAAAUUGUAUUUAAAUUAUUGCUGUGAACAAAAUAUUGUAAGUCCAACUGUUUUAAAGUUAAUAUGUAAAAGAAAUGAUAUUGGUAUUUCAUUUUAUCAAAAACUAGAUACAUCAGCGUUUGAACUAAGACUAAUGGAAAAUAAUGAUGGUGAUGAUGACACUAUCACAUGGAAAAAACAAUAUCAGUUUUGGUUAAAUGAAAAUAUGUUUUGCCAGAUAGAAACAAAAGAAAUAGAAGAUAUAAAAAUCAUACAGGCAUUACAGAAUCAACUAGCUGUUGUUGGAUAUUUACAAACAUCAAGAAAUGACAUUCAUUUAAAAACCGGAUAUAAUAUAGAUAAAAUCGCCGAAAUUUUACUUAAGUAUUAUUCUGAAUAUGAAAAAAUCAAUACAGAACUAUCAGAAGAAAUACGUCGAAAUAUUAGUUUAAUUGAAAGUAAUUCUGACAGUGCGGAUACAUUUAUUUUGCAUCAAAUCAUGGGAGAAAAACAUUUUCCGACAAAGAAAGAAAUUUUAUGUCUAUUAAAAGAUAUCGAUAAAAUUGAAGAAUGGAAUCCUUUUAUCGUCAAUCAUAAAGACAUAUUUUAUGAAAAAAUCGAAUGUUAUUUAGUUCAAGAAACAUUAAUUCAACAAAUUAAAAGAACGACUUUAUUAAUUUCAAAAUAUAGAUCAUUAGAUCCUACCAAAGAUAUAGAAGAAAGAGAUAGAAUUUUAGACAAUAUUUUAGCGAAUAUUUCAAUGGAAAGAAGUUAUGAUAAAAGAAUAUAUCCAUCAUGGUUAUUAUUUGAGACAGAAAAUAAUCUUUUAAUACGUAGUACUCAGUAUUCUCUUAUAAAAACAAUGCUGGAUGAAGAAAGCAAUUGUAUUUAUCAGUUAAAUAUGGGUGAAGGUAAAACAUCGGUUAUACUAAUUAUAUUAAGUGAAGUGUUAGCUGAUGGUAAGCAGAUAGUUAGAAUUAAUUGCUUAGAGUCAUUAAUGGGUGUUAUGAAAGAAUUAUUGAGAAAUAAGUUUAGUAUAUUAUUACAAAAGAAAAUAUAUACUAUGCCAUUUUCAAGAAGAGUUAUGUUUUCAAUAGAAAAUCUUAACAAAAUAAAAGAAAUGCUUAUAGAAUGCCAGUUCGGUAAACAUAUUCUAUUGGUAACACCUGAACAACGUCUGUGUUUUCAAUUGAAAAAACAAGAAACAUUUUUAGAAUAUUUACAAUCAAAAGAUGCAAAUGAUUUUUUCGAUUGGAGAGAACAUUAUCGUCAAAUAUCUUAUAGCCGAAUGAAUCCUAGUACAUUCAAUGAGUUAACUGAGUCUCAAAAAAAUUUAAAACAAACACUAGAACUCCUGGGUUACAUUGAUGAUGAGGAUAAAAUACUAAAACUUCCUUCUGAACAAUAUCAUAAAUUUUCUGAUGAGAUACAAGAAGAAGUUAUCUUUAAGGGUUUGGACGGCAUUUAUCCUGCUUUCCUCAUUUUAAGAGAUCAAUCGACACAACUGAAAAAACAACGUGAAGAAAAACUUAAAUUACUUUAUUCAAUUGAUGAAUUUAAAUUCUUUGAUAUACUUGAUGAAUCUGAUGAAAUCUUGCGCCAUGGAAAAGAAUUGAAUUAUACAUUAGGGUCAGCUAAACCUUUAGAUGGUGGUUCAAUGCGUUGGGAAAUUCCAUUUUUAAUAUUCAAAUUUAUUUUUUGUGAUCAAAAAUUCCGCGAGAUUCUAAAAAGCAGUUCACAAAGCGAUGAUUGUCCUGUUGUUUUUCAAGAAAAUUUUAGACCAGUAACUGGAAUCGGAGGAGGAUGUCCCCUUGUGCGUUUUAUCAAACAUGAAUAUUUUAUAAAAAAUAUCAAACGAAAUCUUAGUCGAGAAUUUAGUAAAAUAUUACUCGAAAGGUUUCGUGAAAAAGAAACUGAUAUAAUUGAUGAUAAUGGUGAGGAAUACGGAAGUUAUGAAGAUUUUAUUAAAGGUGAAAGUUUUUUCAAGGAAAAUAAAAUCAUAGAAUUAUUGAAAACAAAAAAUCAAGAUAUGCUAAAUAGUUUUUUAUUAGUGAAAGCUUGGUUAUCUCAUGAAUUACUCUAUCAUGUUAUGAGCUAUCGUUAUCGCGUUGAAUAUGGAUUAUCUGAAAAGAAGGGAAAAGAAAUUGCUAUUCCAUUUAGAGGAAAAGACUUACCAUCCGAAAACUCGGAGUUUAGUCAUCCUGAUAUUAUGAUUGGGUUUACAAUCCUUAGUUAUUUAUAUAGAGGAUUAGAUUUAAUACAAGUGAAACAUGGGUUAAUGAGGUUAAAAAGUGAUCGAAAACAAGAUAAAGACAGUUUAUUACAAAAAUGGGUUCAAGAAAAUCGAAAUUGGAUAAACGAACAAAAUCAAAGAGAAAACGAAGAAUUUCCUGAAUGGUUGACAUCUUUCAGAACUUUGGAUCUUGAGAAUGAAGAUAAAAUUAAAAAAGUCUAUUUUUAUCUUUCCCGAAACUUUAGUUUUAUUGAAUAUUAUCUAAGUAAUUUCACAUUUCCAAAUGACACGAAAUGCUACAAAGAGAAACUUACAGGAAAUGCCCACACAUUAGCAGGCGAGGGGAAAACCAAAGGGUUUUCUGGUACUGACGAUCGUAAUGAUACAAUGCCUGAAUCUGUAGUUCCAAAACGGUUACCAUCUCAACAAGGAACGAAUGAAAUGAGUAAUGUUGACGUAUCAAAGUAUCUCAUGGAAAAAAUUGACCAAAGAUUUGAUGGUGUUGUUUAUUUUUCUGACAAAAGUAAUCAAAUAAUGAUUAUUUUAAGAAAUGAAGAAUAUUUGCCAUUAUCAGCGUGCCAUAUUGAUAAUAAGAAAUUAUUUGUUUAUUUGGAUGAAGUUCAUGCCCGUGGAACUGAUUUGAAACUACCAUUAACUGCACGUGGAAUUGUAACACUUGGAAAGAAUAUGAAUAAAGAUAAACUUAUGCAAGCUGUUAUGCGUCUUCGUGAUCUGGAUUAUAAGCAAUCAGUUGUAUUAUGGGGUUCCAAAGAAAUUUCAGCAGAAAUUGCAAUGAUAAAUGGAAUUAAACUAGAUGAAAUAUCAAGUAAACACGUUAUUACAUGGGUUACUUACAAUACAAUACAAAAAAAUGAGAAUGAUUUAUAUCUUGUUAUGAAAGAAAAAUUGAAAUAUGUGAUCAAAAGUAGAGCAUUUGAGUAUCAAAAGAAAAUUAAUCAGAUUUCUAUGGGUUCUCUUAGUACAGCAUAUAUCAACGAAAGCUCCAAUAGUAUAGAAAAAUUAUAUGGUACUACUCCUCAGAAACGAAAUCCGAUAGAUACUUUAAAUCGAAAUAUGGGUGCAUACUUAAGUACAUUUUAUCCACUUUUAAAAAGUGAAUUGGAAAACAAAGGACAAUCUAAAGAGUUGAUCAAGGAAAUAACGACAAAUGAGGACGAAAUUGAUAGACCAAAGAUGGACGAUAUGAUAAGGAGAAUAAAAACAAAACUUCCUAACAGUGUAUUAACUAUUAAUGCUGAUUAUGAUUGUGAUCAAGAAAAUGAAAGAGAGAUUGAAGAAAUGCAACAUGUUGAAGUUAGUUUUUCAACAAAAAAAUCAUCAUCACCCGAAGCAACUUGGGAUUUUAAUAAGGUCUUUAAACGUAAUUUUCAAGAGAAAGCAUUAAAAGGAAAGACUGGUUAUCCGAAACUACAAGGAUUGGGAAAAUGUUUUGAGUUUACCGAUAUUGAUGACCUGAAAAAUUUGAAAUGGCAUAGUAAAAUUUUUUUGACAGAAAAUUUCAUCAAAACAAGUGAAGAAAUGGGUGGGAAAAAUAAACAACAUCAAAAAGAUUUUUUGAAACCGGCUGAAAACCUUAUUAACUUAUGUCAAAACAAGAAAGAUCCUAAAGUAAGUGUCAUGCAUAUUGAUGAUGUGAAUGGUUCUACUAUAGUUCCAAUAAAUGGUGCAGUAUUGACAACAGAAGAAAUUCAUAAUAUUAUACCUAUUAUUAGAUUAUUUAAUGGUGAUUGUCAUUAUAAUACAGAAGAAAUCAGUGUAAUUAAAAAAUGUGUUGCUUUUGUAAAUAGAGAUUGUUUCCAUGAUAAUAAAGUAAAAUCCGAACAAAUUUCCGAUGAGCUUGAAUUUAGACACUACCUUACGAAAGGCUUCAUGACUUAUAAGCUAGCGAAUAAAUUAGAUGAUCAAAAUGAAAACGUCUUACCUGAAAAAAUCUUACCAGAAAAAGAAGAUGAGCUGGGGAUUAACCUUCAAAGUCUGUUUCAAUCGAUUAUUAGGGAAAGUCUCGCAGAAGAUGCCAAGACUGUUUGGAAAUUACCUAAAUUAAUUAAACAGUUAGUCAAGAUUAGAGGUAAAAGUGAACAAUAUGAAAGAAGUAAAUUAAAACAAAUACUCGACGGAAAUCUAGAGUAAAUUGAAUUUCUACAUGUAUUUUUCUCAUAGCUUGCAAUAAAGAUUUUAAAUAAAUUGCUCGAAUAGUUUGAUGGAAUCUACGAUUAUUUUACUUUUAAAGUAUGUAUUUUCUUCAUCAUACAAAAACAAUUCAUUCUAAAGUAUUUAAUUGAUCGACAGAAGUUUUUAUCACUUUAGUUCUAUAUUAUUUCCAUCAUGACAUUUGUUUCAGCCCUAUAAUGUGAUUAAUCAGCUUUUGAUAGUAAGAAAAUCUCUUUACACUUUCCAGUAUGACUCUUAAUUGUUGCUAAAUAAAUGUUCAUUUUCAUUUUACUAACAUUACACAUGUUCGUCACUCUUUUUUUCCAAGUAACUGUUUCUAUUAUUUGCCCUUUUUCUGUAAUCCAUAACAUGUAUUAGCUUUUUUUCUAAAUGUAUUUUACUCUAAGUGACUUUUUCAUUCCUUUCUGUUGUGUAAUUAUGUGUGUACUAGUUAUAAAAUUUAAUUUUGUUGCUGAUGAUUGUUUAUUUUGAUAAAUAUAUGGCUUCCAUGUUUUAAAUUAUUUAUACCGCGACUAAAUUAAUGGAUUCUUUUGCAAAACUUGUUAUAAGGGUGUGUGUGUGGGUGUGGGUAAUUUUUGGAAAAGAAAUCAUACCCUCACACCCACACCCACACCCACACCCACACCCCACACCCACACCCACACCCACACCC
Messenger RNA from Rotaria sp. Silwood1, 7375 nucleotides. The record is from the annotation of a GenBank genome assembly. Lineage: Eukaryota; Metazoa; Rotifera; Eurotatoria; Philodinida; Philodinidae.